Alternaria atra is the source of this 1074-nucleotide messenger RNA. RefSeq lists its product as uncharacterized. Bases 1 to 1074 code for a protein of 357 amino acids. The record is from RefSeq and is a predicted model, not a curated record. The transcript has a single exon. NCBI's taxonomy places the organism in Eukaryota, Fungi, Ascomycota, Dothideomycetes, Pleosporales, Pleosporaceae.
AUGGUAAAUCGACUACGCCUUGCCCAGCCCUACAUCCUUUGCUCCUAUGACCGGGAGUUUGCCGGGCCAACAACGCUGAAGGAAUGUCCUACACCAAGAGGAUCUCCAUCAAACCAGAAAUGUUUGACGGAACAUUCUACAUUGAGCGCAUCUCCGUUACGCCAAGUAGACUCGGCAGAAUACCCUACACCAAGAGAAUCGCCAUCAAGCCAAAAUCAACCGGUAGAACACACUCCACUGAGAGAAACACCUACUCGAGCCUUCUCCUCCUACGGCUCGUACUUUGUCAAGCCAGAAAAGCAGGUACGAUAUCCUUCACCAAGACAAUAUGUCGAAGUCCGAUCCAUAAUCGAGCCGUACUGGCACGUCUUUAACUUCGUACUGGAGUACGAGCCAAGAUCUUGCGUUCACCACUAUGUCACACCUCCAACUGCACCGGGCGAGCCUUUUAUCAUCACCGAAAUUGAGAUUCGAUCGCCACAUGGAGAGUAUACACAAGCAUAUGGUCCUUCUGUCCACGCCCCCUGGAUCUCUACAGCCCAGCAAACGGCGAGUAACAAGUUCAACCACUGCGACUUCAGCAUCCACCUCUUCCUGUGCUAUCUCGAGCCGCUUUUGAGCCGCGUCGGCGCAACGGUAAUUUGGCUGGCAGUGCAAGCGAAACCACACUGGGUGAUACACUGGGAGGGUGAGCGACCAUAUCCGCUAGUGCGCCACAGUGUCUUCAGCAUUACCACUCGAUCUGGCGAUGAAUAUAUCGCAGACUUUACUAUAGAGCAAUUCGGCUUUGCAAGUGAGUACUGGCUGAUGCGCAAGAGAGACUAUGAAGAGCGGUUUACUACGGGCAACACGAGGCGACAGCCGAGUGCUCGAGAAGUCGAGGAAGCGCGGCGAGGCGAUAUCAACGACUGGGAUGAGAAGGCGUGGGUAGUGAGAGAAGCUUGUCACAGAAUGCAUGGUUAUAGAUGGAAAUCCAGCGACAGAAUCAUGAUGAUACAGUGGUUGGAGGUAUUGGUCAAGGACGCUUGUUGGUAUAUGUGGCAUGAUCAAGAGGCCUACCAAUGGUUCCAAUAA